Molecule: messenger RNA, 1576 nt
Organism: Cantharellus anzutake
Lineage: Eukaryota; Fungi; Basidiomycota; Agaricomycetes; Cantharellales; Hydnaceae
Exons: 3
Coding region: 147-1433 (428 amino acids)
Molecular function (GO): protein binding
Source: RefSeq, a predicted model, not a curated record
GUCUGACACCUGGUUCAAAGUUAUUUUAAAAUCCCAGGCAUCUGCAUAACAUCCGUGAUAAGCCCAAAACACAGGCAUUCGCUACGAGACACUGCCCACAUCCAAGAAUUGUCCGCGACUCUUCGAAUCCAUAAGCAGCCACUUCCAUGACGUCCAUGUUGGAGAGCAACAACACCUUCUGUCAUAUUAAUCAUCUUCCUGCUGAGAUCCUGCGCGAGAUUUUCGUGCUUGGUCUGAGUGAUAACACCUCUUCCAAAAGAACGCGCACUGUUUCGUUUGUCUGUAGGUAUUGGCGCUUGCUGGCAUUGGAGGAGUGCCGACUCUGGUUGGAGAUAUCCAUUGAACUGCGUCUGAGUGACGCACCCUGCUGGAGUGGAACAGAUUGCCAGGCUGCACCAGUCAUACAAUCUGCUGAGCUAGAACGCGCGGCGUUGUGGCUCAGCCGAUCCAAGGGGGCCCCAUUGAUUUUGUCCAUAUCGCUCGAUCGGGUACCCGAAUACGUCCACCAGUACGUCAAGGAUUUGGUGUCACCUCAUUACCAUCGCUGUAAGCGGCUGGAACUCAUCCUGGAUCGGAGUGACACAGUUGAAAAUGCAAGAAUUUGGUUGCCGCUGCCCGAUUCAACAUUCGAUCACCUCGAUGAACUUUACAUUGUCACCGGCCUGACGGAGAGAGACAGACUUGAUCUCGGUCCUCCUCUCACUUUACGUCGGCUCCAUAUUAGCACUUGGGCCGCCAUGUCUUUUCAUCCUGGUCUCAGACUUACGGAUGAGGUGCUGAUGGACAGAUCGAACUUCGAGACAGUUUCCGGCGUGUUGAAACAUUGUCGCGAUGUGAAGAAAAUUAACAUCCAAUCCUACUGGUGGUUCGACCCUCUUCCCGCUUUGUCGCUCCCCACUCUUGAGGAGCUCACACUUCAUCUUCACCCAUCCAGGCACUCCAUCAUCCGAAAUGCUCCAAACCUCAGAUACUUGGAUUGCCGGGGUCUCAGCGCCACAUUAUGGGAGUUGAGGGAACUCGACAAGAGCACACGAAGCGAUAUCUUGCGUGUUUUCAGUGGUCUCGAGGUGCUAGUGAUACAGGAUCCAGACUUUCACGCUUCUGGUCAUGCUGCAUGUUUUGAGAGCCUUAGGGUGAUGCGAACACACCGGCUCAAUGAUGAUGUCAUUCGACUCCUUGCUUCAAGUUCCUCUGUCCCUUUACCUUUCCCAGCAUUACAGCUUCUUGUUAUCCACUGGGGGGCCAGUGUUUGGUAUCGCAACGGGUACCAGCCGUUGUUUGAACUGCUUUGGGCCCGUCCGACACUGAAUCUGAUCUUCGACUUCUGCAAUGGACCUCCACCAGAACUUGAUUGCCUAGGGAACAGGGCGCAAUUCGUAGAAAAUUUGUGGGAAAUGAGCACCGAGGAGCUCCUCACACGUUUCUUAUGCUGAUUUCAGGUCUGCUUCUUCGUGCCGGCAGGAAGAUGGGCUGUUUUCGGAGAUGUGAUGCCGGAUUUGUAACAGCCCGGUUGACGGUUUUACGAUGGCGGCGCAUUACAAGGGGAUACAACUGUAGCAGUAUGUGGAGGCGUCCU